AUGCAUCGAUCUUCUAACUCUAGGUCUUCGAAGUCUUCGCACAAUCAUACUUCCAGCAGCAGUUCUGGUAAUGGAGGCAUUUUUUCAAACCUCAAGAAAUUAACAGGCGGUGGGAACAAUAGCCAGUCUAAUAAUGCAGACCACUCAGAUGUAUCAUCUGGUAAAACUGUUAAUACGGCAAUAUCGAAUGAUAGCCAUAUUAAACCACUAAGUAAACAAUCAACAUUGAAUGCCCAAAACCUGUCUACGUAUACGGAUUUGAAUUCGCAUUAUCGCUCAUCAUCCAAUCUAUCCAGUGGGUCGCCCACUAAAUAUUCGUAUUCUCGAAGAGCAUCACAAUGGUCUAGUAAUGGAGCUGGAAAUGUGGGAGCAAAAUUAUCGAGGCAACAAACAACUCAGAGCAUGUCAUCAGCCAGCAUUAUAUCACAAGGGUCUCUUUCUAAUUUAUCAAGGUUCAUUGCACCAGAUGGAUCGGUUCGAAUUGAACGCCCGCGAGAUCCAAAAGAGAUAGAGGAGCUUUUUGAGGACGUUCUUUAUAAAAGAAAUGUUUUGGCUUCUACAUCCCAGAAUGAUUUUAAAAACUAUGAUAUUGAUAAGAAAUGGUUGAUAGUGCGUCAGGAUCUACAAGCUGAAUACAAAAAACUUACAACCAAGAAGUCUACUGUAAAAUCUCCGACUUCAACAGUCAGCCUUUCUUCUAUUUCAAGCGCAUCACCGGCUCACUCACACUUGAGCACUAGCACAGGCUCUCUAGAUAGUACCGCAAUUUAUACUGGUCGUCCCAGCAUUUCAAAUGCGAGUACUCUUGACAAUUUUUACGACGGAGGUCAUGAGAAUUCAAGUACAUCAACUUUGUCGCAAGAUCCGCUGCAUCUUUCACCAGAUUACUAUGUGAGAAAAAUUAUUUGCAAUGACAUGACAACAAAACAAUUGAACGAUUUAUGGGUCUCAUUGAGAACAGAACAACUAGAUUGGGUUUUAGGGUUUUUGAAUGCACAAGGUCAAAUAGCAAUUGCUAACGUGAUUAUAAAAUCGUGUCAUAAAGAUAACGUGGACGUUGUACUGAACGACAAGGCGUUAGAUAGGGAAUUUGCUUUUUUUAAAUGUCUCAAGACCAUCUUGAAUCUCAAAGAAGGUGCUGAUGAGGCUGUGAAGUCUAACAGCUCAAGAAUUAUAGUAUCAGCCAUUUCUGAGGGUUUACUCUCUCUCAGGAUUUCAACACGACGAUUAGCUACCGAAUUGUUGAUCUUCUUGACUCAGUGGGAUCUUCCAAAUGGUUUCAAUCAUGUUAUCCAAGCCUUGGACCAAGGAUGUAAGUUAUCUGAAAACUCACAUCUACAGGCCCGGCUUAUUUCAGCCAAGUCUAGAAAUAGCGCUCUAGAACCUCUUGCUAGCCAAAACUUUGACUACGGCAACGAUCAAGUGAUGAAAAAACUUGAACAAUGGUUACUUGUUGUUGAAUAUACACUUGACGGUAGGGGAAAGAUGGGGUCAUUGGUCGGGGCUUCAGAUGAUUUCAAAAAUGCAGGAGGGGAAAAUGCAAUCCUAGAAUAUGCUUACUUAACAACUCUUCUCAUGAAUCAGCUUUGUAAUACACCUAAGGAGAUACAACAAAGAAGUAUGAUUCGAUCACGGUUGCGAACAGGAGGCCUGUCUCGGAUAAUGAAGAAAUUAGCAGCUCUGAAUUACGAAAAAGUUGACGAGCAGUUGAGAAUUUUCGAGGACACAACCGCGGAUGACUAUAACACUAUACUUUCAAGUCAUGUUAUGGAUAAAGAGGUUGACAUGAAAAAUCCGGUUUCCAUAGUCGAAAGUUUGUGCAACACUUACAAGGGAACAGAUGCAGAAAAGCACUUCACUUCGUUACUGCAGCACCUUCUCCUGUCAAGUACUAAGACGAAUAACAUUGAAGAUCCUACAGAACCUACGAAACAACUCAAACUCAUUGAUUCUCUAGUGACAAACAUUUCGAUGACCUCUGUUGACCUAGAAUCGUCUUUUAAUAGUGCUAUUCAACGAUUAUACGAUGCUAUGCAAACAGAUGAAAUAGCGAGACGAGCUAUAUUAGAGAACAGGGAUUGGGUCAAGAGAUAUGAGGAAAUGAAAGCUGAAAGGGAUAAUUUAUCUCAAAAGUUAUCAAACGCUCAGGGCGGUCUAGUAGGUCAGCUGCAAGAUGAAUUAAAACAGCGUGACCGAAUUUUAGAUAAAAGCCAAAGAGUAACAUCUCAACUUCAAUCAGACCUUGAGGACCUUAAGAAAAAGCUACUCCUAUCUAAGCAUGAGCAUGAAUUGGAAUUGCGAAAAGUUUUGACUUCUCUAAAUUCUAAACCACAAAGUGCUCCUCCACCACUGGAUGUUGAUCAAACCAAGUCCCCAAGUCCAUUGAAACCAGAAAGAAAGUUAGCUAUACAGAAAGCUCUUCAAACAAAGCUCCAGCAAACGAAAAAAGAUAUAAACCUCGAAUCGAAAAGGCUCGGUGUAUCUUUGGAACCUAAUAAAAGGUUAAGGGUCUUGCGUUCACGUAUGGAAGAUUUAGAAAACCAAGCCCGUGAGCUAGAAAUGACAAACUUUUCGAACUUCCAAAAGGAGCAGCCAAUAGUUUUGGAAGAAGCUCCUAAUCCUAUUGAAUUAGCCGUUGAGAAGCCACAAGACAUUAAAUCUAAAGUUGAGGAUCAGAGGCUGCAAAAACUGGCAGAACUUAGAAGAAAUCUUGCUGCUAUUCAAAGAGAGAGUAAUAACGUGUCCAAAUUUAAUGUGGAGGAAAGAAUCAAUGAACUUUUUCAGGACAAAAAGAUUGCCGCGCUUGAGAGAUUGAAAGAGCUUGAGAAUAGGUAUAAGGGCUUUGGGAUUAGCUUCUUACCUGAUGAUGACCAAGGCCCAACAGCCCUUGGUAUAGAAGAGAAGAGCAUACAACAACUGACAUUAGAUCCCAAACAAUUGACCAACAAAAUUGAGGAAUUGACCACAAUUGUUCAAGAAUUAGAGCAAUUGAAACAAGAUGCUGAUAAUGACAACGAUAAUGCCCACAGCUCCCGAGAAUCGUCUGAGUCCCAAGAAAACACUGAUGAAGAAUUGGAGGGUACCGAAGAAAACGUGCCGGAUACGGAUGUUCCUCCAGCAGGCUCUUUUCUUGCAUCGCUAUCUCAAAAGUACGGCACCGGACAGAAAAAGGCGAUUGAUGAACGCCGUGUAAGUUACGGAAGAGACAACAACUAUCCAGGAAGUGGAUAUCAUAGAAAAUCAUUUAUGAAUCGUGUCAAAAAAUCUGGGAAUGCUUCAUUUAUCGGAGAAUUAACAGAAAAGGUUUCAGGUUCGCAAGUUGAGUCGAAGGGUAAUACGCAACUUACUAGCUUCAAUGAUAACACCGAGCAAAGUGUCGGAAUAGGAAUCAUGGUUGGGGAAAAGGAUCAGUUUUUGUCCAGUAGCAGAACAACAGACGAUAGAAAGACCUUCCUUAAAGCUGACAAUAAUACAGAUACAACCAGUCAAUCAACGGACGAUGAGGCCAAAGCUAGUUCGACACCACCCGUACCUCCGCCACUUCCUGAAUCCUUAUUUCAUGGCAGUUCAAAUAAUAGUGAAAUGGCCUUGAAAGCGUCAAAUGCUCCUGUUGCCCCUCUUCCUCCUGCGCCCCCUGUGCCUGCGUUUCUCAAUCCUGGUAAAGGGAAUGAAACAAAUAAAGACGCUGAUAGGAAGGUUGAGGCUACACCAGCAUCUACGAAAGCUGGCCCAUCUCCUCCGCCUCCCCCACCUCCUCCACUUCGUUCCUCUCUAUUACAGCCUUUCAAAACAGAGACGGCUCCUCCUCCCCCUCCUCCUCCUCCUCCUCCUCCUCCUCCCCCAGCACCUUUUGCACAAUCAGCAGGAAGUGGUCCCCCACCUCCAGCUCCUCCACCUGCACCUCUCAUGAAUUUCUCCAAAACUAAUUACAGGUCGGCAACUCCUUCUCCGCUACUACCCCAAUCUCCCUCACUUUUCGAGAGAUAUCCACGUCCAUCGAAAAAAUUGAAACAACUACAUUGGGAAAAAAUAGAUGAUACUGAAGAUUCCAUUUGGCAGAAUGCCAAAGCUGAAAAGUUCGCAGAUGAUCUUUAUGAAAAGGGUAUUCUAUUCAAGUUAGAACAGGCAUUCGCUGCACGCGAAAUUAAAUCAUUUGCUAGCAAAAGGAAAGCAGAUUCUGAUAAAAUCACUUUUCUCUCGAGAGAUAUAUCACAGCAGUUUGGAAUUAAUUUACACAUGUACUCGUCUUUGUCGGUAAACGAUGUUGUGAUGAAGAUUCUCAAUUGUGACCGUGAUUUCAUGGCUACCCCAAGUGUGAUAGAGUUUUUAUCUAAACCUGAAAUCGUCGAGGUCUCGAACAAUCUUGCAAGAAAUUUCGCGCCUUAUAGUACCGAUUGGGAGGGUGUCAGCAGUGUUGAGGAGGUUAAGCCCCCAGAAAAGGAUCCUAGUGAAUUACAAAGAGCUGAUAGGCUCUAUUUGGAAAUGAUGGUCAAUUUGCAGAGCUAUUGGUCGUCUCGUAUGCGGGCUUUGAGAGUUGCCACGACAUAUGAAAAGGAUCACAACGAUCUUGUCUCCAAAUUAAGAUCUAUUGACAAGGCGGUUUGUGCUAUCCAACAGUCAGAAAACUUGCGUAAUAUUUUUGACGUGAUCCUUGCUGUUGGUAAUUACAUGAAUGAUCCCUCAAAACAGGCACAGGGUUUUAAACUGACAACAUUGCAAAGGUUGACAUUUAUCAAGGAUGAGAAAAAUAGCAUGACCUUCUUGAAUUAUGUUGAAAAGAUUGUAAGGGAAGCUUAUCCUGAAUUUAACGAUUUUUUGAAGGAGUUGGAGCCUGUUCUUGCGGUAACUAAAGUGUCAAUCGAGCAGGUUUCUCAAGAUUGUAAACAGUACUCGCAAGAUAUUAUUAAUGUUGAACGAUCUGUUGAUAUUGGAAACUUGAGCGACUCAUCCAAGUUUCAUCCAGCAGACAAGGUACUCGUUAAGGUUUUACCUGCUUUACCCGAAGCAAGGCACACAGGGGAUCUCUUAAUGGACGAAAUGAAGUUAACCUUGCUCGAAUUUGAUAAUCUCAUGAAGUUAUUUGGCGAGGAUUCGACCGAUAAAUUCGCUCGAAACUCGUUUUUCAAAAAGUUUGCUGACUUUUUGAAUGAGUACAAGAAGGCUCAAGCAUUUAAUAUGAAGACAGAAGAAGAAGAGAGACUAUAUCAAAAACGGAGAGAAAUGAUAGAAGAACAACAAAGGAAAAAUGUGGAAGAGCAGAUCUCCAGAUCAUCUAAUGAUCCAAGUGAAGGCCACGAUCCCGAUUAUGCUGGUGAGCGAGAUGUGAUGGAUAGAUUGCUUGAAAAACUGAAACAAGCGGGGCCAGGUAAAUCAGAUCCUUCUUCUGCUAGAAAACGAGCUAUGGCUCGUAAAAAGCUUCUUAAUGGAUCGUCGGGAGCAAGUAUUUUAGACAAUUUUGAAGUUGAAGGAGUCGACACUGGAUCUCUUGUUUAUUCCCCACAACCUGAUGAGAAAAUAGAAACCAGUGAUACAGAUGCCUCACCGACCCCUAAAAGUAAAAGCAGAUCGAAUAUUAACAUUCUUUCAAGUGGCCAAGAAGAGUCAGUUGAUUUGACAGACCGGGCAAGAUCGUUAUUGCAAGAGCUUAGAUCACCUGAAUCAUUAGAAUCCAAGAAGACUAAUUAUAAUGAAAGGCUGUCGAAACUGAGGGCUCGGCGAAGGAACGCGGGAAGCGAUACUUCAUCCGGAAAGCGUUUGACAUUUGUUUCCGCAGGAAAGCCUGACGAUGAUACUUCAAAUUUAGACCAAGCAGCAACAAACGCAGAGCUUAGCAAAGCAAAAACACCUGAUAGUAUCGCCAAUAAUCAUCAAAUUGGUGAAAAACAGGCGGACUCAAUGGAUCAAGAUGAUUUCAAUGAGUCCGAUGAUAAAUCCAAAGUUAAGCAUCCAAGUCAAACAGAUAGUGGCAACACAGAAAAAGAUGAAGAAGAAGAAGAACAUAAUGAUGAUGAUGAAGAUGAAGAUGAUGACGCUGAUGAUGAUAGUGACAUUUUUCUAGAUGCAUAA
Lachancea fermentati is the source of this 6066-nucleotide messenger RNA. Lineage: Eukaryota; Fungi; Ascomycota; Saccharomycetes; Saccharomycetales; Saccharomycetaceae. The record is from the annotation of a GenBank genome assembly.